Messenger RNA from Anneissia japonica, 2875 nucleotides. RefSeq names its product leucine-rich repeats and immunoglobulin-like domains protein 2. NCBI's taxonomy places the organism in Eukaryota, Metazoa, Echinodermata, Crinoidea, Comatulida, Comatulidae. The transcript is spliced from 4 exons. The coding region runs from base 507 to 2039 and encodes 510 amino acids. The record is from RefSeq and is a predicted model, not a curated record. Gene Ontology annotation, molecular function: protein binding.
GUGAUCUAGUUCUGGAUCGACAUCUUCUUUCACAGUAAACCGAUUUUGUGCAACUGAUUCAUCAAAGUCAACCUUAUAAGAACACAAACAGUUGAUUAAAUUGAGUAGAUAGUUUAUUAUCUAACAGUUUAACAUCUUCAAAGCUAUAGUGAUGAGGAUAUUUGUUGCACCAGGUGGACAUAUACCCAUCAAAACCCUGAGCUCGGGAAAUAAACCUUGAUGAUGACGUGCAAAUAACGCAUUCAAGAACAAAAAGUGCCCGGGCUCACAGCCGGCCCAUGUAAUUGGCGUAUUCCAUUUCCUGAACUGAAAAAAAUAAUGCCUGCUAAUGGUCUCCUGCUAUAGUAAAACUACCGUACUUAAGGGACACAACAUUUCUCAGUGCUUUUUCGUGUGUAUAUAUGCAGUAAUGUACGAUUUCUUAAAAGUUGCAUUUUAGUUUGACUGGCAUUCCACGUCUAGUCUGACAUCUUUGAGAAGCAUAUUAUAUUACAGAAUUAAGCAAAAUGAAUAUUAGGAUUACCAAGAUUUUAGUUCACUUGCUUGGGAUGGUAGUUGUAAUGACAACAGCACAGCUAUGCACAAACAAAGGCUUCGAGUGUACAACUGAACAAGACCCAUGCGUCUGCAAGAAAGUUAACUGUAUCCCUACUAUAAACCCAUGUAUCGGCCUUACAGAAAUGCGUUUAAUGUCCUCAACACUUUCAACGAUACCAUCAGAAGCAUUUGCUAACUAUAGUAACCUUCAGUCGAUCAGUAUUCUGCAGGAAGAGGAUGCUGUGAUUAUCGAGGAGAAUGCAUUCAAGAACCAAAACGAGUUGAAAAAGCUUGAGCUAAACGUGAAAGGAUCAAUAAAAGAAGAUGCCUUUAAAGGUUUAGACCAGUUGCAAAUAUUUUCAUUAAAACCCAAUUUCAGCAGUGUUUCUAGUAAAACAUUCACCGGCCUUACCGCAUCUUUACGUGAAUUGACCCUAAGCCGGGGCAUCUUGUCUGAUGUACAAAAAGGCGCAUUUGUUCAGUUCUACAAUUUGACAAAACUUGAUCUUUCAUUCAACAAGCUUACUAAGAUUAAAUCUGAUUGGAUGAGGGAACUGAGUUCGUUACAGGAGCUUAUCUUGACUUCUAACUCAAUUACUAUGAUAGAAACGGAUUCCUUUGAACAGAUGUCUAACCUAAAGAAAAUGGAUUUACGUUUAAACAACCUAAAAAUAAUCAGUCAAAAAAUAUUCACUGGAUUAAUAUCAAUCACCGAGCUUAACCUGUCUGCAAAUAAAUUACAACAAAUUGAGGCAGGAUCAUUUCGAAGGCAAUACAAAUUACAAAUACUACAAUUAAAUAACAAUAAUUUGGUUACAUUUUCAUUUAGUGACUUGUAUCAAGAGAAUAGUACUCUUAAAGCACUGACAUUGAACAAUAAUAAUCUAACUUCUUUGGUUUUCCCAACUUCACCUACAAUCCCACUUCAUAACCUGAAGCACAUCGAUUUACACUCAAAUAUGUUGGUUACGUUUCCUACCGUCGUUCUUGAUAGCUACUUGACAAAUCUCAAUCAUAUCAACAUGAGAUUAAAUCCAUUUAUUUGUGACUGUGCGAUGUCAAAUCUUUCAAACCAUUUUACAACUUUUUGGGGUAAUCUACCUGACUGCUCGAAAUCUGUGCUGGCAAGAUGUUUUGCACCAUCUGUAGAAACUAAAUCAUCCAACAUCUCCGCAAAGAUAGAAAGCAAUGUUAUUCUACGGUGUAAUAUUCUAGGCCAGCCAUAUCCUGUGGUUAAUUGGGUCGGGCCCAUGGGAAAAUCUUUAAUAGGUGAUUACAAUCCAUACACUGGCGUUACCUGGUUACACCUGAGAAAUAUCACAACUGCUUUGCUCGGUCGAUAUGAAUGCGUAGCUUCGAACGCAGAGGGGUACAACAAAGCAGUUAUCACUGUUAUUGAACAUGUAGAGAAAGAACAGCUCAUAUCUCACUCAGUGUUUGUAAGUACCUCAUUACCUUAUGUAAUGGCCUACUUAUUAAUAUUUAUGUUGGCUAAGUUAUAAAGUCUCUCACAUACAGUGUAACAUACACAAUCUUUAUAAGUAACAUACGGUACUCUUGAAAUUGGCUUAUCAUAAAUCAUAAUCUUGAACAAGUUAUUACCAAAAUAUAUUACAGUAUAUCAAUAUCAAUUAGCAACUGAUAGACUAAUUAUUUUCAUGUACAAUAUUUUUAAUUAAUCAUUCAAUAAAUUUCAUGCAAACAGCGGAGUCAGAUAGUAGUAUACAUGCUGUUUAGUUGUUAUUGAUGAUACAUACUAAUAUGUAAUACUUAAUACUUAUAAGUAAAAAUUCUUUCUUGAAAUAUAUUUACUAAAAUAAAAUACAAUAUAUUAAUAUUAUUUAGGCAAAUAAUAAACUAAUGAUUAUUUUGAUGUACAAAACAGUAUUUGUAUUAUACAGUAUAUAAAUUAUUAAUCAGUCCAUAAAUUAUAUAUUUGAGGAGCUUAGAUGUAGUUAAUAUAUAUCUCUGGGUUAUAAUUGGUAACUUUACCAUAAAAUUUGAGAAAAUAAUGCUGUUCUUGUCAUUCAUACAAUUUAUACAUAAUGAUAUUCAAGAUAAAUGGAGUAUUAAUAAUAAUUAUGAUGAUGGUGAUAAUUUAGAUUAUAAAUGAUGAUUUGUUUGUGUCCUGUUAUGCAUUUUAUAUUGUUAUUGUUGUAGUUUGUAGUUUCCUCUAUAGAAAAAAAAAAUUAGUGUUCCUCAUACUUGAAAAAUUGUAUUGGUUUUGUAGAUCAAUGUCAUAACUAAAUCUGUAUUUUAUUGUUAUACAAGCAUUUCAGUCAUUGGAUCACCUCUAUCAAUUAUAUUUGAAUAAAUGAAUAAAUACAGAAAAAAAGAA